Labrus bergylta (ballan wrasse) is the source of this 2282-nucleotide messenger RNA. RefSeq lists its product as uncharacterized. Lineage: Eukaryota; Metazoa; Chordata; Actinopteri; Labriformes; Labridae. The record is from RefSeq and is a predicted model, not a curated record.
GCUCACCACCACCAUGCUACGUCCUGCUGCUGUCAGUGCAGCAGCUGCUGCGUCUGUGUGGCUGCUGGCAGUGCUAGGCCCAGUCCUGUCUCUUCCAGAUGGGGACAACUCAGAGGCAGACUUCAGCCUCUGCAGCCACUGCUUCUACAGACAGACGCCUCCUCAGGGACCUCUGCAGGGCCGCUGCUGCGCCCACUCUGCCACAGACUGCCGGGGGGACAAACGUUUGCCACUCUGUCCAAACCGACCUGUGACACAGCUGUCUACUCUGCCUUCCAUCUCAGCCAUGAAGGGGCAGAGGGAGAGGGUGGGGGAGAGGCUGUGGAAGAAGAUGACAACACAGAUGUCGCAGUACCAGCCCUUCUCAAAAGAGGCGGGGAUCUCUCUGAUCCUGUCUCACCCACUGACUCCCCGCUUCAACACUGGGACUCAGCAGUCACAACAGUGGUCCAGACAAGCCUAACUCCACAGUGCAGCGCUUUAGGGGGAAAUCUCUACAUCCUGACUGGGGCGGGAGGUCUCAGGGCUGCUGAGGAUGGAGGCGAGGACUGUCAGACUCAGCCGCUCUGGUUGGCAGUGUGCUGUGCUGUCCCCGAGGGGAAGAGUGGCUUCAGUGUGGGGCUAAUCAGAGAGACAGAGGAAGGGGAGAAGCACGUGAGUGUGAAGGAGCUGGAGGAGAUCCUGGGGGUGGGAGAGCUGUUCUCAGAGAGCUGUGGAGGAGCAGAUGGGGAGUCUGUUGACAUCACAGCAGGCCUUCACAGUGAGGAGCUUGUUACAAAUAUAGGAGAUGUAAAUAUAGAAGAUGCUGAUCCUGCUGAUGAAGCUGAUGAAGCUGAUCCUGCUGAUGAAGCUGAAGAAGCUGAUGAAGCUGAUCCUGCUGAUGAAGCUGAUGAAGCUGAUCCUGCUGAUGAAGCUGAUGAAGCUGAUCCUGCUGAUGAAGCUGAUGAAGCUGAAGAUGUAGUGUCAAACACUGCUGGACAAGCCACUGAAGAAGAGGAGGUCAGUUCAGAUACAACCAGCCAAGACUUAAAUGAACACACUGAGGAAAGCAGAGAGGCACAGAGCGCUGAAGAAAAGGCGUCUGCUGUUGAUGCUCAGCCAGAGGAAGCUGAUGUUGCUGAUGUCACACAAGAAACGUCAGAUCAUUCUGAAACUGAGAGUAGCAACGAUGAGCAGCAGGACGUCACACUCUCAGAAAGUGCUGGAUCAGAGUCUCCCGAGUCGCCAGCUGAUCCUGAAACUGUGGAUGAACAACAGACAGACACAAAUUCCAGCAGCACACUAGUCUACCUCCUUUCCUCCGCCAUGUCCAUUAUCAAAGCUCCACUGCGGCCGGUGUUCUCAACCAUCACACAGUUACCUGGACAGGUGACGUAUGUUCUUCAGGAAGACCUUGGAGUUCUAACCGCCCUGCCUGGAGAGACUUAUUCCUUUUUCCACCUCUUGACGUCUGAUCUUUUAUCCUGGCUGGGCUCAGCUGCAGACCUGCUACUUGGCAUUGGAGAAACCUGUCUAUCCAAUACCUACUUCUGCACCUCCUCUAUGUUUGGGGCCUUGUUUGACAGCUGUCACACAGGGGUCACUGGAAUCGGGACUCUGGCUGGAGACACAGUGGGGAUUUUUGGCGGUGCGCUGGAUAAUGUGUGGUGGGUGACCAAGUUUUUUGGAGGGCGGCUGUGGGAGCAGAGUGAGGGGUAUGUAGGCACAGUUGUGUCAGAGAUGGGGGGUCAGGCCAAAGCUGUAGGUGGAGGGGUUGGGAGGCUGGCUUGGAGAAGUGGGAAUGGGGUGGGUAAAGUGUUUAGUAUGGGAGGGGGAAUAAUAAUGGGGAUAGUUGAUAUGAUCAUUGGUGCGGUGAGAGGAGCUUUUGGAGAGGAGUCUGAGUGAUAAGUGGAGGAAAGUUCAAACUUCUCUUGAUGCCGUUAGCAGCAAACUUUCCAAAGUGUAUCUGAAGGUUUGGUUUGUAAAUGUCUCAAGCACAUAAAUGAGUGUGGAAAAAGGGCAACCUUUUUCAAUCAGAUGUCAUGUGAUAUGCCUUAGCUGUUUCGAAGGAUUCAAUGAAUACAUAUUUUUACACUGUAGGUCUUACACAUCACUGUUGCUGGCUUUCCAAUAAUCUCCUGUAUUUAAGAGCUGGGAUGUCAAAGAGCUGUCCCAAACUGUGAUUUGAAAAACACUGUGCACAAAGCUUUUGGAUGUAAUUAUUCAAUAUAUAAUUCUUGUUUGAUCAAUGUUGAUUAAUGUUUGCUAAAAUGUUCAUUUGAAUAAAAGAAAUGGUUGGCUUA